UGAGGGAAACUCGUGUCUGAAGUGACAGAGCUGAACUGUCAUACAAGCCGCACUCCAGUCAAACUGUGGCACCAGUUCGUGCCUUUCCUUUCUUUGCUGGCCACUACACGUUGGGCGCUGAAUUAAAGUUAUUUGGAUAUGCACUUUUUAAAAUCCCUGCGAGUUACAAACUCCAGUGUUUUGGUCUUCAAAGACGCUGUCAAACGGACCGAACCGGCGUGUCACUUACUGAGCCUCAGAAAAGCACCCAGGAUAUUGUACACGAGUUCGGCGUCGCUGCACCAGUAUUACAACGAGCUCAGCCUGAAGGACAGGGAACAUGCACACCAACAGCUGCGUGCCUCUAAGAAGAGCCUGUUUCCAGAGCUGGAGGAUCUGCUGUUCUACACCAUCACAGAUGGGCAGGAACAGAUCUCUCUCCCAAAGUUCAUCACCGCAGUGAAAGGGACAGGCUUGUUGACCUCUGACCCUCGUCUGAGAGACUGCAUGGACCUCAUCCGCCAAUCAGUGCAGGACUCGGUAGGCGGAGUCAUGAUGGACCGAUACCUCUUCAGGAAGUGUGUGGGCAGUAACAUCGUUCUCCUGACUCAAGCUUUCCGAAAAAAGUUUAUCAUUCCCGAUUUCCAGACUUUCAGCAACCACAUCAACCAGCUGUACGACAGCGCCAGGAAACAGAACGCUGGGAAGGUUGCUGACUACAUUCCUCAGCUGGCUAAGUUCAGCCCUGACCUGUGGGGUGUUUCUCUGUGCACUGUGGACGGGCAAAGACACUCUGUGGGCGACACAAGACUCCCCUUCUGCCUGCAGUCCUGCGUGAAGCCACUAGAGUACGCUAUUGCGAUCCAUGAGUCUGGGACAGAGAGUGUGCACCGCUACGUGGGGAAGGAGCCCAGCGGACUGAAAUUCAACAAGCUGUUCCUGAACGACGAGGAUCGGCCUCAUAAUCCCAUGGUGAAUGCAGGGGCCAUUGUCAUCAGCUCCCUCAUAAAGCCAGGAGCCAACAAAGCUGAGAAAUUUGAUUAUGUAAUGGAGUUUCUCAACAAGAUGGCCGGUAAGGAAUACAUCGGAUUCAGCAACGCCACGUUUCAGUCGGAGAAAGAGACGGGAGACAGGAAUUUUGCCAUCGGAUACUACUUGAAAGAGAAGAAGUGUUUUCCCAGUGGGGCUGACAUGAUUGCUGCACUGGACUUUUACUUCCAGCUGUGCUCCAUCGAGGUGACGUGUGAGUCGGGCAGUGUGAUGGCCGCCACGCUGGCAAACGGAGGGAUCUGUCCAAUCACAGGAGAGCGGGUCCUUAGCGCCGAGGCGGUGCGCAACACCCUGAGUCUCAUGCACUCCUGUGGGAUGUACGACUACUCGGGACAAUUUGCCUUCCACGUGGGUCUCCCUGCCAAGUCUGGUGUCUCGGGGGCGGUGCUCCUGGUGGUACCCAAUGUGAUGGGGAUGAUGUGCUGGUCGCCCCGUGUGGACAGAGUGGGGAACAGCGUGCGGGGAAUUCACUUCUGUCAGGAUCUGGUCUCUCUGUUUAAUUUCCACAACUAUGACAACCUGCAUCACUUCACCAAGAAACUGGACCCGCGUCGGCAGCCAGGCGAUGCCAGGAAUAAGUCUGUUGUGAAUCUGCUGUUUGCUGCUUACAGCGGGGAUGUGUCCGCUUUGAGAAGGUUUGCCCUUUCAGCGAUGGACAUGGAGCAGAAAGACUAUGAUUCCCGCACUGCCCUACAUGUGGCGUCUUCAGAGGGUCAUGUGGAGGUUGUGCGGUUCUUGGUGGAGGAAUGCAAGGUCAACCCAUUCAUGAAAGACAGGUGGGAUAACAGCCCUCUGGAUGAUGCUGUGCAGUUUGGUCACCAGGAGGUUGUAAAGAUCCUGCAGGACUAUCAGACCAGCUUCGUUCUGGUGGAGCCCGGUUCUGAGCUGGAGGACCUCAGCAAACUUGAGACCCUGGAGAGCAUGGUGUGAGCUGGCUGGGGCCCGGCAGAGCCCUGACUCGAGAGCCCGGUGUCACCGUCUCACAGACACUGCCGUAACCAGCAGGAUUGUCAAGUACUCCCCUAGACACGAAACCAGGUGUUGGUCUAGAACCGUGUGUUUAUUAUUCCUGGGUUGUCCUUCGUCUAGAGCUCUUGUGUGAAAGUUCUAGCCUGUUAUCUUAAGAUAAGUUGUUUCUCACGCUAAUAGGAGACUUUUUGGUAUGUGGAUCAUUUUGAAUUGUACCACGACCUGAGAAGUGAUAUCUUUCACAUGCUGCACAAUUCUCUUUAUGUAUUGAAAAGACAUGGCAUAAUACGUCUGUCUGUUUCAUAAUCAGAAUUUACUAUGAACUGCUAGGCUGAAACUUUUAAUUGUUUGAAACCUAAACAAUGAAAGUGUUCCAGAACACCCUUUAGUGUUUACAACAGACACACGCCUCACCAGCUCUGUCUCCUGAGCUGAACAUAUCGCUGAAAUAUCUUUUUCAACAUCAUGUCCAUUUAUGCAUUUAGGGAAAUGUGAUAUAGAUGCUCCAGUCUUUCUUAACAGUGGUCAUGUUAGCUCCAUGAGAAUCUCAUAUUCUUCCACUGUGAUACUCUGCACUGCGGAAAUCCACUGGGCUCAGAAACGCACACAGAGUACAUGUACUGAUUUGGACCAAUCAGAACACAUCAAAUAGUAAGAGUUCUAAAUAAAUAGAAAUGAAGCACGCAUUUUCUACGUAGGGGCUGGUCAUUCUACAGUGUGCCUCGUCAUGCCGAUUCACAGCUUGCAAGAGUAGCCAAUCACCUGCAGAAUAACAUCCAGGAGGCAGUGUGGUCCAGUGGUUAAAGUCCAGGGCUUGUAACCAGAAGGUCAUCGGUUCAAAUCCCACCUCUGCCACUGACUGACUCACUGUGUGUGACCCUGAGCAAGUCACUUCACCUCCUUGCGCUCCAUCCUGCGGAUGAGAUGUUAAGUCAAUGUCCUAUUGUAAGUGACUCUGCAUAUAAUGCGCAGUUCACUUCCUACCUCUGUAAAGUGCUUUGUGAUGGUGGUCCACUAUGAAAGGCGCUAUAUAAAGAUCUUAAUAAUAAUAAUAAUAAUAAUAAUAAUAAUAUCAUCUGUCAGACAUGAAAGUCAACAAUAAGGAUAGAUUUGCUGAGUGCUGCUGAUUUUCGGGUUACCAGGCGUCUCAGGGAGACUUUUACAUGACAUUUUCCCGGUUUUGCUCUUGUCGUUUUUUUCGAGUCCCGUAUAAACCUAUAGCAGUGUGAUCAGCAAGUGAACAGUGAGGAAUGUCUUGGGUUGUGUUAACGCCAUUCGAAAAUAAAAGAAACAAGCUCCUGGAUGAUGUGUUUCACAAUCUGUUUCGCUUCCUGGACCAGCUCUGCGUCUUUAUGUUUUACUGUUUUAUCUCUGCUCUGCCGUGCCGCCAGCAGGGGUGGCUUUUUCAGUUAGUCAUGUUGAAAUGGUACGAACAGCAGAGCCACGUUUUCUAACAUGUUUUGUUCAGAUGACAAUAAAAAGAGAACAAUGAAUUAUUACGAUCUGCAGUAAUCACACCCGGUGUUUCACUUUUAAAUACGAUUCGGUUAUUAUUAUUAUUUGUUUAUUUAGCAGACGCCUUUAUCCAAGGCGACUUACAGAGACUAGGGUGUGUGAACUGUGCAUCAGCUGCAGAGUCACUUACAAUUACAUCUCACCCGAAAGACGGAGCACAAGGAGGUUAAGUGACUUGCUCAGGGUCACACAAUGAGUCAGUGGCUGAGCUGGGGUUUGAACCGGGGACCUGCUUCGUGGAGUCGCUGAAUUGAAGAAAAAAAAAUAUCCAGAUUUUUCAAUCUGGAAGUCUGGUAACCCUCUGUAGACUUCCACAUACUAUUUAAAUUAAUUGGUUCUUAUUUCAUCUUCAGUGAUCUGAUUGGCCAAAUUAGAAUUACAACACAUACUAAAUUCGAAUUAGUACAUGUACUAAAUAAUGCGUUUUUGAGCCGAAUGGCCUUCCAUAGAGAUGUACCUGCUGACCGUCUCCCCAUGCCAGCCAGCGUGAAGGAACAGAACACCUGGCCACAUUUUGUCUGGAUACAAACGCCAGACGUUUUCAUGGUGUCUGCUGAUUCACAACCAAGAUCUGAUAAAUCCAUUUGUUUGGUUUCAUUCUUCUGUAGAUUUAUGACCCAGGGUAUAUGAUUAAUAUGUAGAAAAAGAUAUUUCAGAAACACAUACUGUGUAGCACAGACAGCAGUUGUAAUGUAAACACUGUAACACAUUAAUAUUCUGUGCUUGGCCUCUAUUUAAAGUGCUUUAAACACAGAGUUCAAAUAAUUGCAGUAAAUCUUACUGACAUCAUUGGAUCCCUAUGUAUGAGGUGCCAAUUUAUUUGAAGCUCUUAGUGGAGAAAAUGUAUCGAUCUCUCCUUAAUAUUUUGAGUGAUGCUGAUGCAUAGUUAGGUAAGAUAUUCAGGAAAUAUUUUCUUAGCUCCAUAUAUUUAAGUGCACAGAGGUAACAAAGCAUUGUCAGUAAAUGUAAUAUGUAUUACCAUCAAUGCGUAGAUCUUACAUUUUGCUAUGUGAGACACAUUAUGUUAUUCGGUUAUUUGAUUUUGAAUGGUAAGCAGAGGCAGGACUCCUCUGGGGAAGCUGCCUCUCAGAGGAUCUCUCCUCCAAUCAGAGGAUUUCUCUUCCAAUGAGAGGAUCUUUCCUCCAGUGAGAGGAUCUCUCCUCCAAUGAGAGGAUCUCUCCUCCAGUGAGAGGAUCCCUCCUCCAAUCAGAGGAUCUCUUCUCCAGUGAAAGGAUCUCUCCAAUCAGAAUGGCAUUCUGUCAUCUUCUGAUGGAUUCUAUACUGGAAUUCUCAUGAUCUUAAUUCCUGAGACUGACUGUGUGUAAUAUAUAGCUUUGAUAGUGUGUAUGGGAAGAAACUGUGUCCCAUGUAUUUAUUUUUCUAAAUGUCGUAUACCAAAGAUGUGUGUGUUGUUCCAUUUGAGAUACUCUGAUUGUUCAGCUUCAGACUAAUCAUAACAGCUGUACACUCCCCUCAAUUGGGACAAAUUAUAUAUAUAUAUAUAUAGAUAGAUAUAGAUAUAUAUAUAUUGUGACGAUCUGCGUUCCUAUCCCAGGCUUUGCUUCAAUCAGACACUUGACAACCAGAUGCAAGGAAACGCCGUAGCGUAUGUUUAUUAUUCACAGACUGCAAAAAGAAAAUAAAGAAAACAAAACCUAACCCAGUCUCGGGUCCUAACUAAACAAAUCGUUUCCUAACUAAUGACGGGGCAGGCUAAGCCUGUUACCUCGUCUCCAAAACCAAAAUCGUAAUCCAAAUACCUUUCCAAAAUGUCGUUAACCAGUUCUCACAAUCCGAAUAUUCUUUUCCCUUGUUUUUACUCUUUUACUCUCCAACUCUCCAACUCAGCUCCUACCAUCACCCUCGUCCAAGCAUUCAGCAAACAGCCAUUUUAAAUGGUGACCAAUUAAAUUAUUAAACAAUUGACAGGUCAUAAAAUUGGACAAUUAAUUUGACCUGGAGCCAGCUUUGACUCCAGUAGCUUCCCCCUGGUCCUAUUGUCCCCCAGGUAUUGUCUCUGCAUAAUAUUAAACAUUUAUUUUAAACCACACUUUUUAUUUGUACUUUCCUUUAUUUAACACUGUUAUUAUUUAUAAAGUGUAUUAUUUAACCCAACUUCAUUUUUGAUCCCAAGCACUUUACAUUAAUUCCUUUGUUUACCAUCCAGUUGGUUUAUGUUGUCAUUCACCUUCCUUUAACCAAUCCCUCACAAUAUAUAUAAUUUGUAUCCAUUUUUCCUGAAACACUAUUUAAAUUCAAGAAAAUUCUGCAACAGUGAAAUAAAUUUCAGCAAUAUACAAAUGAAUUACUAGUGUGAGAAACCAUUAAAACUAGACAAAUUCAUCCAAUCAUUUACAACUAAUUAUAACCAAUUCAGUGGCUACCUGUAAUUGAGUUGAGGGUGUAUUUUCUUUGUCACUCUUCCUAUGACAGACUAGUACACUCUCAGCUUGAUAAGAGUUAGCCACUGAACACUUCUAAACACAUAUUUAAGUGUGUUUAAGACUGCCCUGCAAGGACCUGGUGUGGGCGUGUUCUCCUGCUAUACCCCUGGAGAUGCCUUCCAACACCUUGUGGAGUCUGUGCCAAAUCAGGGCAAGCAGUGGUACAGGGCCUCUAAUGAAGAGGCCAGUCAUUGUGUGUUUGAAGAAGGGGUGAUUAUCUACUCAGCGGAGGGGAAUGUACGUUCUAAAGCACUAUUUCACAAACUGUUUUUCUGAGCUUUAACUGUUGUUUUAACUUUUGUUGCACAAAAACUAAUUGCAAGUGAUGUGUGUGUUUAUAUGAAAGUAUAUUAUAUAAGGAUUUUAUGUAAAUAAAGGUGAACAGCUUGA
Molecule: messenger RNA, 6347 nt
Organism: Acipenser ruthenus (sterlet)
Lineage: Eukaryota; Metazoa; Chordata; Actinopteri; Acipenseriformes; Acipenseridae
Product: glutaminase kidney isoform, mitochondrial-like
Exons: 18
Coding region: 139-1959 (606 amino acids)
Biological process (GO): L-glutamine catabolic process
Molecular function (GO): protein binding; glutaminase activity
Source: RefSeq, a predicted model, not a curated record